AUGAACACAAUCAAAUACCUCUCCGGCAUCCUCCAAGCCGAAACCACUGCCCCCGGACCCCUCGAACUCUGGAUCGCCAUGACAGACCGCAAGAACCAACCCGAGCACUGGGCCCUGAUCCUCCGCCACCCCGGCUCAGAAACAUGUACACGCCUGCACAUGGAAAACGGCUACCCGCCCUCCUCAUACACCCACCUCUUCGAAGACAACAAGCAAUUCGACAGCUGGGGUCUCCCAAUUAAGGAGAAGAUAGCCACGAUUUCGCGGUCCGACGAGCAGGAGAUCCUCAACGCGGCUUCCGCUGUCCCGCCUCAGCGGUGCCAGCGGUAUGUUGUGUCUGUGCUUGCACGCUUAGAGACAACAGGGAAGUGUCUUGUCCCGCAGGGGACAGCGAGGAGGUAUGAGGAGAUGGUGCAGAUGGGUGUGUUUGAGGGGCCGGUGAUGUCUGUCACGGACGAGACUUGGGAGGAGAUGGUCGAGGAUCUCGGGCAUUAUCAGGCUGCGAGGGCGUUGUUGGCGAUUCAGGGGUGGUUGAGGCCCCUGAAGGAUUCUGGUAAGGACGGGAAAGCGGAUGGAGGGGAGGUAUGUAAGGGAGGGUCUGGAAAGUAA
Molecule: messenger RNA, 609 nt
Organism: Aspergillus mulundensis
Lineage: Eukaryota; Fungi; Ascomycota; Eurotiomycetes; Eurotiales; Aspergillaceae
Exons: 1
Coding region: 1-609 (202 amino acids)
Source: RefSeq, a predicted model, not a curated record